Actinia tenebrosa (Australian red waratah sea anemone) is the source of this 3297-nucleotide messenger RNA. RefSeq names its product GPI-anchor transamidase component GPAA1. Gene Ontology annotation, biological process: attachment of GPI anchor to protein. Gene Ontology annotation, cellular component: membrane; GPI-anchor transamidase complex. Lineage: Eukaryota; Metazoa; Cnidaria; Anthozoa; Actiniaria; Actiniidae. The record is from RefSeq and is a predicted model, not a curated record.
UCCAAGAUGGCGGACGGCGCGCAAAAGUGAAGACUUUUUGAAACAUUUAUAAUUAUUUUAUUUUUGACCUCAAAAUUUUACCAGUUUAACCCGGAUUAGAUUAUAUGUUUCAAAGGCUUUCGUCACUGCAAGGCCCGUAGCUAGGGGGGGUGCAGGGGGUGCGUUCGAACCCCCCCCACACGAGCUAAAGGUCCGCUUUUUAAGCAAGUGAGAUAUUGGCUGAAGCAGCAUGGGUAUAUUAUCAGAUACUAGAGGCAGAAAGCAGGCUGGAAUAUUGCUCGCCAAACACUACACCAAACUAAGCAUUCUGAGUUAUUUGGYUGGUAUAAUCUGGUUUUGUGUGCUAUCAGAUUCAUCAUUCAAUAGCAGAACAUAUUUUUCUGAGAAUGCACUUUUACCAGGUCAAGUUCAGUCCGAGUACCACAACCAGAAGAUGGCUAGGAGAAUAUUCACAGAGCUUGAAAACAUGAAUAAAGAUCAGCUAAAGACCAUCCCAAUGGACUGGCUUUCCAGAAAAAUGUCAGAGAUUGGCCUGCAAACCUACCGACAAAAUUUCACUGUCCAAGUUCCUUUACCUGGUCCAAAUGAUCCUGGGGUCAUACAGGGCACCAAUGUGUAUGGUGUUCUUAGGGCACCAAGGAUUGCUGGCACUGAGGCAGUUGUGCUUUGUCUGCCUUAUCGCCAUGGCAACAACAAGGGAGCACUAGCACUAAUGUUAUCACUAGCUGAUCAUUUUAGAAGUAAAAGCUAUUGGGCCAAGGACAUCAUUUUUCUAGUGACAGAUGAAGGUGCUCUUGGAAUGAAUGCCUGGUUAGAAGCCUAUCAUGAUAUACCUAAUCAAUACAUCAAGUCUCUUCCACUGGAAUCCCACUCAGGGGCCAUCCAAGCGGCUAUCAACCUAGAAAUCACCUCAAGCUCAAUUGGUAGGAUCAACAUCCUAGGCGAAGGACUAAAUGGUCAACUGCCGAACUUAGAUCUUAUCAACAUGGUGGACAGGUUAUGCAGAAAAGAGAUGAUCCCUUCCAUCCUACACACCCAGGAAUACCACCCAUACUAUAGCGACAUGCGCAGUCCUGUACACGAAUUGGUUUCCAUGGUGAUGAUGAUGUUUAACCAAGCGUCAGGUCUUCCUUCAGCCAAUCACGGCUUGUUUCAUCGGUAUAGGAUCGAGGCUGUCACAGUACGUGGAGUAAAGGAAAGUGACCACUCUAACUUUGAAUUCGAAAAUAUGGGAAGGGUCAUAGAAGGAAUAUUCCGGAGCCUAAACAAUUUACUAGAGCGCUUCCAUCAGUCCUUUUUCUUCUAUCUUCUACCAGCCCAUCAUCGAUAUGUCUCCAUUGGGCUGUAUAUGCCCCCGUUUGGCUGUAUGCUGGUAGGGCCCCUGCUUUCGGCCAUCGUGUUUUGGAUCCUCGCUGGAGAUCCAAAUAUAGAAUCUGAUACCAAGAAGAAACAUGUUCUUAAARGUUCGGAGGAAAAUGAAAGUAAGAAGGAAAAUGAGAGCGGAGAAAUAGAAAAUAAAAAGGAAGGAGAAGAAAAACGGGAAGAUGGCGAGGAAAUUGUCCAGAACUCUGACCAAACAAGCAAAGAAAUUGACGAGUUAGUACUGAGAGAAAAGGUUGGUUUUUCUUGGAGCCCACAGCAGGUCAGCAGUGUUUUCCCUGUUGUCAUGGCGACCCAUUUGGGUGGUGUCCUGUUGUACUAUAGUCCAGUGAUAGGGUAUUCAGUAGGCGUUGCCAUGGAGCAAGAUGGUCUGGCUGCUUCUCUAGUUUCUCUCUUCUCUGUAUUUGGGCUUAUAGUAUUGGCUCCAGUUUUCCAAAGCUUCUUGUCGCCCAAGCCGCCAUUAGAGUACCUAUACCUUGUCAAGUGUGUGGCUUUUGUGUUCUUUUCCGCCACCAUGGCUUCCAUCGCCGCCAUGAAUUUUUCUCUGGCUUUUUUCCUGGCCGUUUUGAGCAUUCCUGCCUACUUGUAUGUUGGUCCUACGCAAAGCAGCCUACGUCGAGUGUCUCAGAUACUCCUACUUUUACUCGCUUCGCCGCCUGCAGUUCUCUUCUGGCUUUGUCUGGCCUAUAACACCAUAUCGAUGGGAGAAAACAUUGAUCCUGGUCGCCUAGUAAAGGUAACCAUGGAUACUAUGUAUCGUGCAAUCAUAUCUGCUUUAAGAGACUCACAUCUCCUCGGAACGUGGUCGUUUGUGUUAGCAUGUUUAUGUGUGAUGCCUCAUUGGUCCUUGUUCUGGUAUAUGGCUUGGCAGUAACCAUAGAUACGGUAUAUUGCUCUGUCAGUUUGCUUGGUGGCCAAGCCUCGUAGUUGUUUAUUAGGACCUGGGGCGAGAAUAGCAACAUAUGACACAAGAAUGUAAGAAAAGUUUUUUGAAAGUGGAGUCAUAACAAGAUAAUCUGCAAACAAGGAUGAAUAGCCCACUUCUGAGAUAUGCUUCGAUUGUCCCUGCUUGCAGAGUUUCUUCUCUUUCUCUCCCUUCUUUAGGCGGGGAGGAGGGAGACUGCCGACGUAGAGCGUUUCCUUUGAUACAGCGCCGUCCAGCAUCGUGGAUGAUCAAAACCAGUUUUAAAACCGGUUUUUAACCGGGUACAUGUAAUGCGCAUGAGCAAAUAUGACACACCGUGGCGCCGAACGGUGUUUGACGAGAGCGGCUGUCAAAAUCAUGACAGCGUUGCUAAGUUACGCCACGCAGGCGCGACAAGUAUAACGUCUUUUUUUCUCACUCCGCCAAAACAAAGGAAAAUAGACUCUGCUAGCAGGAAAGCUUCGCUUGUGCCUCACAAAGGUUUCAAUGUGAGGCUUCGUGAUCAAGAGAAACUAUAAUAAAUUUCAUAUGCCACGUAGCCUCGUACUGAAACCGUUGUUCGUGACAAGCCAAGCAUAUUUCAGAAGUGGGCUAUUAAAACUUGAGUGUUCUAUAUGAUGGCUUAAAGCCUUGUUUCGUAGUACGCAACGACAAGUGCCACCCACUGAGUCCCGGCAUUCAAUGCUUUCUUUAUCACCAUUACAUAUUUUGGUGUCCCUGGGUGCAAGGCUAGUGAUGUACGAUAUUUUUUCCCUCGCUAAAGUUGGUUCGUUCUCUCUACUGACCAUUUUCCUCGCUUCUAUGACUGAAAAAGUCGGAAUGCUUGACGUAGGCUAAUCUUUCUAGAUAACCAGGGAGGCUUUGAAUAUUAAAGUCCCUAUAUUUGCGAGUAUUGAUGUAAAAUUAUCGUAAGUCUAUUAAUUAGAUUAAAAACUAUAAGUAAUCUUAGGAUAAAUAUCUGAUCAAUAAACGAAAAAGAACUUUUUAUUUCA